UGUGCCUGAAGCCACUUGGGGGCUAACUUUGCCAUUCGGUUUUUUUUUCCGUUGCGACAAGGUUUACUCUCAUGCUAGUACAACUGCGGAUCUUCAAGCGUUAUUGGCACAUCGGAACACAGUCGGUAUAUUCCUACUGCCGGCGGAGUGCAUAGAAUCCUCCAGCCGCACGGACGGAUUCAGAGUGGGAUCGGUGUCGCCGACCUUGCUUGGCCUCAAGUUUUCUGGUGCCUUGACAAAAGUGAUGGGCUCACGCUUUGAUUGUCUUGCUGUCAGAUGACGACGAGCAAAAUGCUGGCUAGUGUCAGGAUAGGUCGGGGGGCAAUCUGUCUAUACUUGUAUGUUUUAGAUCCCCCAAUGUCUCGAAGCCACAAAGCCACGCUUUCUCUGCGUGAUGCGGCGGAGCUGCUUGCUGUUUCUAUUGUUAUUCUUCCAGUCAUGUCUUAUUGGACACCUCGCAGCCAGCAGCCAGUCUAUACUUGCACCACCAUCAUGCCCUUCUCUACAAUGGCCAGGGUUCUUGAUCGCCAAGUAUUGCUACUUUAUUCUCCAUCCUACCUCGGUGUGGGAGCUUGCAAAGUCUUUAAUAGACUGCCAGCAAGCCAUUUGUACGAGUACAAGUACCAACUCACUCGGCUUCCGACCUGAGUCCCGUCGUCGCGUGCCCCCAUGUCUAUGCGCACCGCGCCUGGGUGAUUGGAUGAAGACUCUUUCGGAGGACCCAUGCCGUAUCCC
Messenger RNA from Trichoderma atroviride IMI 206040, 735 nucleotides. The record is from RefSeq and is a predicted model, not a curated record. Lineage: Eukaryota; Fungi; Ascomycota; Sordariomycetes; Hypocreales; Hypocreaceae.